Messenger RNA from Symbiodinium necroappetens, 912 nucleotides. Lineage: Eukaryota; Dinophyceae; Suessiales; Symbiodiniaceae. The record is from the annotation of a GenBank genome assembly.
AUGCUGGUGUUGCCAGUGACUUCGGCUAUGUCGCUGCCGCCUACCCUUCCCUCCACUGACCUCGACAAUGCAGCUGAGAUGUUCCCGCCGUUUGAAGCUGCUGGCUGCGAGGACCUGUCCUCUGGAUCCUUGCGACGAAGUGCUUCUGCCGAUGGCGCCUCUACUUCGUCUUCCAUGAUGUCGUGCAUGUCCGAAGUUUCAACUCGUCUUCAAAGUCGACGUUCUGGUAGCCUUGGGCGCACCUUCGGCGGAUCAAGCCUCGGCAUCCUCGCGCGGAGCCUGGGUGCUGACCUCCAGAGAGCUGCUGCAAGAGACUCUUGCAUGCGAACGUCGGCUGGACCAGAAGACCCGGAGCUCACUGCACCGAUUAGGGCUCGGCCUCCGAAGGGUCAGCCGCGCACUGGAUGCUGGCGUCAGCGUGCGUACGUGGAUGAGGAGGAACUCGUCAACCUUCGGAUCGAGCUGCAGCAGUGCAAGCGGCAGCUAAGUCAUCAGAGUGAGCUCCGGCAGGUCUUACAGGCGACCCUCGACAGCGAGCGGGAGAAGUCAGCGGGACUUGUGAAGGACAAUGAAGAGCUGCAAAGGGCAGCCGAGGAGACGCUGCAAGGCCAGCGGCAGGUGAGUGAUGCGGAAACAACGGAACUUGAAUCUCAGGUUGAUGCAUUGCUGUGCCUGAAGAGGCAACUCUACCAGCGAAUUCAAGCACUGGAGCAGGAGCGUGCUGCCCUGUUGACUCAGCGGCAAGAAGCAGUCAGCGAACGCUGCUGCAUCGCAUGUCUGGACCACCUGGCGAAUACAGUUCUGCUUCGCUGCCGGCAUCUUUGCGUCUGUGAUGAAUGCGCACCAAGAGUGACAGAGUGCCCCAUUUGUCGGCAGAAGGUCCGCGAUCGGCUAACCGUGUUCAUGCCUUGA